CGGGCGCCAGAGAAGUGGCAUCAUGGCGGCGUCCACGCAUAGCAUGAAGUGUGCAUUAAGGAAAGCCAUGACUCCGUCGUUGGUCGUCAUUUUGGGAUCUACCGGCACCGGAAAGUCCAAACUGGCGAUUGAAAUAGGAAAACGGCUCCAAGGAGAAAUAAUCAGCGCCGAUUCCAUGCAGGUGUACCAGGGUCUUGACAUCAUCACCAACAAAGUGACGGUUGAGGAACGUUCCCAGUGCAGGCAUCACAUGAUCAGCUUCGUGGACCCGUUGGUUAGCAACUACACUGUUGUGGACUUCAGGAACAAAGCUCUGACUCUAAUUGACAACAUGCAUAACCGAAACAAACUGCCAAUCAUUGUCGGCGGAACUAACUACUACAUUGAGUCCCUACUUUGGCAAGUGCUAUUGGACGCUGGGAAGGAGAGUUCAGCAGAUGGAGACACGGACAGGAAGCUGGAACUGGAGAAACUGGGAGAAGUUGAAUUACAUAAGCGACUCCUGGAAGUGGAUCCCAAAAUGGCUGCUAUGUUGCACCCGAAUGACAAGCGCAAAAUUGCCAGAAGCCUGCAAGUCUAUGAAGAGACAGGCAUUCCUCACAGCUCCUGGCUGGAGGAGCAGCGAUGCCAGCAGGGAGGGGAUGGCCUAGGGGGCCCGCUUAGGUACCCAGACCCUUGCAUCUUUUGGCUACACGCUGACAUGGACGCACUGGACAAGAGACUGGAUGCUCGUGUAGAUGAGAUGUUGUCCGUCGGGCUGAUAGAGGAGCUACAAGACUUCCAUGCACGCUUCAAUCAGAAGAAAGUCCAGAAUGACAGUCAGAACUAUCAGCACGGGAUAUUCCAGUCGAUUGGUUUUAAAGAGUUUCAUGACUACCUGACGGCGCCUGGAAGCACCACCCAGCAGGAGAGAGACGUGCUGCGAAACAAAGGUGUAGAAGCUUUAAAGAUGGCUACCAGGCGCUAUGCCCGCAAGCAGAACAAGUGGGUCCGCAACCGCUUCCUUAAACGACCGGGAGACAGCGUGCCAGCAGUGUACGGCCUGGAUGUGACGGAUGUGGCAAAAUGGGAGGAGACGGUGCUGAACCCUGCACUGCAGAUACUGGACAGUCUCUGCAAGCAUGAGGAGCCCACUGUUCCACCAAUCAGAGCACUGCGGGCGGAGCAAGUAAACAAACGCAGCCGCCAUACCUGCGACCUGUGCGACAAAGUGAUCAUCGGGGACCUGGAGUGGGCCGCUCACCUCAAGUCUAAGAAGCAUCACUUCCACGUGAGGAAGAAGAGGAAGACCGACGCUGAAUGCAACGGGUCUCAAAGCAAUGCUUCAUCUCCCGUAUCGGAUGUAGACAUUCAAACAAACCUCUCUGCUUUCUCACAGGACACCCACACAACACACUAGGAAGCUGCUGUGACAUUUACAAAGGUCCACAGGCUGUCAUCUACUAAGUCUUCAUUAAGUUUUGCACCACAUGGUCGCACUAGGACUUUUUUUUUUUUUAAUGCUUCCUGUGGAACUACAUGUCAACAUUUAUGUGUGAUGACAGACUCAUUUUACAAUGAUGAUGAGAGGUUUUUUUUGGACCUUUACUCAAACGGGUACAAAGGACUUUUUGUACCCAGGACACCAAGGAUGAUCAUACACUAUAUGGACAAAAGUACUGGGACAUGUAGCCGUUGUACCUCGAAAUAGAAUAAACAACGGAGUUUGCUUCUUUCUUUUGCAUCAAAAGGCAAGGCCGUCAUGUUUUAUUUACGGCACUCCAAAAGGUAAAAAGGACUUUUUUUUUUUUUUAACCUGUACACCAGGAAGGUCAUACACCAUAUGGACAAAAGUACUGGGACGUGUGGCCAUUGUGCCUGAAAAUGCAAGAAACUAUGGAGGUUUUUUUUCUUUUAGAACAAAAGGAAAGCCAGUCAUAAUUUAUUUCCUCAAAAGGGUACAAAGGACUUUUUCUAACCACUACACCAAGGAAGAUCAUAUACUACAUGGACAAAAGCGCUGGAACACAUGGCCAUUGCAACUGAAUGUGGAAGAAAACACUGUUUGGUUGUUUCUUUUGGAGCAAAAGGCAAGACAGUCAUGUUUUUGUUUUUUUAUUCAAAAGGGACUAAGGACUUUUGUGACCAGUUCCCCAAACCAAAGAUGAUACACUUCAUGGACAAAAGUAAUGGAACAUGUGGCCAUUGUGUGUGAAAGUAGAAGAAAAUAUGGCAAGAAGAUGGUACCGAGGACCUUUUGUGACCAGUUCACCAAAGAUCAUACACUGUAUGGACAAAAGUAGUGGCAUUUGUAGUGGCAUUGUGCCGUGAUGCACAAUAUGGAUGAAACUAUUGGGACACUUGGCCCAGGUCAAGACAGUCUGAGAAUCUUUUAUUUAUAAUAAAUAAGAACUGUUGAGGAACACUAUCAGGACAAAAGUAUUGGGACGCUUGGCCCUUACUCCUGUGACUGCAACUAAUACUGUGGAGUGAUCCUUUUUUGUAGCACCAAGAUUGAUUCUCUCUUUUGGGGCAAGGCAUCAGAACAAGUGGACUAUGUUUAAUUUAAAAGAAGGAAGACAUUUCUGGACACUAUAUGGAGAAAAAUAUCGGGGCAACUUGCAGCUUUCCACAACAUUUUGGCGGCAUCCGUGGGAUCUUUUCCAUCCUUGGAUUCAUUCGAACAAACAUUUUUGAGGUCAAGUUUGUUUUGUGGGAUGGGAAACAGAUUAGAGCCUUUCCCAAAGUGUUCAUACAAAGUUAGAAGUGUGGAAUUGUUCAAAAUGACUGCUUUAUUGCAGAAUUAGGAAGAAUUAAUGUGUCAAAGACAAUCACUGAUUAAUUGUUUGAGGUGCAUCUCACUAUUUGUUAAACAAAUAACGUGCCUUAUUGCCUUAGUGAUCUUCUUUAGUUGUUCCUAUUGACUAUUACAUCUUUAAGUCACCAGCACUUUAAUUGGAUAUUUACUUCAUUUAAAAAGGUUUAAUAAACAUUUGGGUGUUUCAUGGCACCACUGAUCAUUACGCAUAAACAACAUAACAGCAUAACCUCCUUGGCAGAGCGGUAACUAGCCUUUCACUUGCCAUACACCUUUAUUGCCCUUUGUGUGAUAACAACCAGCCUUGAGGAGCGGCCUUUGUCUCCCUGUGGAAGUCAGCUGAGCUCUGAUGCUGGAGUAGCGGGUCAAAUCUGUGAGGAGAGGAGUGUGUUUUCCCAGCAGUGAUUGCAGUGUCUUUGUUUAUCCAGCGCCACUGCUGCUGCUGUGAAAGCACUUACACAAUACCUGGCGUCCACCCAGAGGGGCCUCGUUUUCACGCUGCCUCACAUCACCUGCAUCCUCCCCUGCCCAUCCUGAAAAGCCGCAUUCUCAGCUCACACCGUCCCAUCACCUCGCACUUCUGAGACAAUCUGACGGCAUGGGGUCACCAUUUGUGACCUCAUCCACAUGACUGCAAAUAUCUCCUGCUGUAAAUAAGCAUGCGUGUCCCACUUUGAUAAACUGGGUCAGGCCUCAAGCUUACUGGGGGCUUACCAGUACAGUACAAGUCACAUUGUACAACAAGACCCUCACCAUAACCACAGUCUAGGCUCUUAUCAGGGAAUUGUAAGUACAUCAGAAUGUCCGAUAGCGUUAUGCAGUAAUUCAAUAUUCUGCUAACUACAUACAAUUCUAAUGAUAAUUACAUACAGUAUUUGGUUAUAUUUAUUUAGGCAUUUAUUAGUAAUGAUACAUAUUCUGGAUCGGCACCUUUCAGGGUUCUCAGUGAUACCUUUCAGACAAUAAAAAAACACAAUCGAACUAGAACUAGAAAAGCACUGGGAGAGCGCAGACUUCCGCCAUGCGCCAAAAUACUAAUCCUACAUUUUUGGCUCAGUUUUUCAUAUUUUGUAGAACCUGUUGGAAACUUUUGUGCUCUGACCAUUUUUUGUGGAGUUAUACAGUAUGCACAAAUGCCGAAAACGGUCCUAUCUCGCAAUGUUUAUAAAAAAAAAAUCCUGGAUACAGAUGAUGAUCCGGAUCACCCCCAAAAUUUUAUCAAUUCUUCCAUAUCCCAUUUCCGACAAUUCCUGAAAAUUUCAUCCAAAUCCAUUCACAACUUUUCAAGUUUUUUUUAACACAAACAAACAGAUAAAUGCCAGAAGAAAGGAUUUGAAAAGGAGUGGGGAAGAAGGACAAAGUAAGAAGCCAAAAACUUACCACGUCCACACGGAACGGGUGAACUUUUUUCGCUCUAUCAUGUGGGACAUGCCAUGGCUGACUCCAUGCAGUGUUAAGGUACAGUAAUGUAAUCUAUGUAACAUCACUGAUACCUAAGUGACCAGAAUACUACAUAGAACUUGUCUUUUCAACAUUUUUUGACGAAUAAUAGGCUAGUGGGCCACACGGUGGUCUAGUGGUUAGCAUGUUGGCCAUACAGUCACAGUCAGGAGAUCGGGAAGACCUUGGUUCGAAUCUCCGUUGGGCAUUCCUGUGUGGGGUUUGCAUGUUCUCCUCGUGCGUGCGUGGGUUUUCUCUGGGUACUCCGGUUUCCUCCCACAUUCCAAAAACAUGCAUGUUACGUUAAUUGGCAACUCUAAAUUAUGAAUGUGAGUGUGAAUGGUUGUUUAUAUGUGCGACCAGUCCAGGGUGUACCCCGCCUGUCGCCCGAAGUCAGCUGGGAUAAGCUCCAGCAUACCCCCGUGACCCUAAUGAGGAGAAGUGGCAUAGAUGGAUGGACAGGCUAUAGUCAACAAACAGCAACCAUUCAUUAUUUAAUUAAUUUUCCAAAAAAAACUGAUAGAGUGAGGGAACGAUGUUUGAACCACGAUGUAGCAAGGGGCGACUGUAGUCCAAAAAAUAACUGACAUUGAAACUGAAAAUUUGAAAAAUAAAAAAGGAGUCCCUUUUAAGUUUUGAAACUUGUAUGGAAUGGAAGAUGCAGUAUUGUUGUAAAUGCACAAAUGAACGCCUCCGUCUAAUGAACGGGCUCUCUAAUUAGCGCAGAGUCAGACAACAUUAGCAUCGACAGAUGUGGCUGUAGGCAACCUCCUGAUGUGUGUUUUUUUUUAAUCAACGCCACAAGAUGGCAGUAGCCACUUUUCGAGUAUCACUAUAAGCGGUCAGCAUCUAGCAGUUUUAUCUACCUCUGCAUGCGCUUCAGCUAUUACAACAUGGGCUCUGUUACACAGUACUGCGCCAUCUUCUUAGCAGCUUUCAUAAGUUGUUUAACAGUGGCACUUUUGGUCCGCAGCUAAUUGUAUUGCGGGGAAAAAGCAGAAAAUGAGUGAGUGAAUGGAUCAUUUGUUUUUACUUAACCUUGCUAUGUCAACUGCUGCUUUUUAUAACCCUCUUUUGUCUGGAUGACUCCUAUUUCCUUCCUCCUGUUGGAUGUUUUUAUAAAUUCCAGCUUUGUUUUCUUUCUCCUUCCCUUUCCCGCUCUUUAGUCAUCCUUUUAUACAAUCGUACAUCAUGUUCUGUUUGAAGAGGUUUUAAAUGGGGGGGGGGGACAGCAUACAUUAUCAGCCAUGUGCUGCGAGGUACAUUAGUGGACUGGUAUGUUGAGCAUGUCAGCUGCUUUGGCGUGACACCUCCAGGCGUUGCUAAAUAACCCCACUUUAAAGAAGAAGAAGAAGAAGGCUGCAGCAAUUCAUUGAAGCUUCCACCCCUGUUGACCUGAACAUGCCCCCGCAGAAGUGGAAAAGUAGCACAGCAUGCUGGGUCACAAGGCUAAUUAGUGAUUUGCACAGGCUCAGGCAGUGAAUCAUCUAUGCACAAAGUCCCAGCACACCAAAGCAGCACUUAAAAUGAGAACCCUACAACUCCACGCUUACAAAUAAAUGCUGUUUUGUCAUUCAUGGAUGAUUUGCUGCUGCAGAGGGCCUCCACAGUCACUCAGUAGUCUGUUUGUGUCUCUCUUGCCACUACCCAAUCCCUUCCUAUACGUUCACAGAGCGUGCGCUGUCCUAUACAUGAGGCCCAUGCUGGGGGAGCUGCAGCCCGACUUACGUAACACAGGCUGCAGCUUAUAGAUGCUUAUUGUGUGUCUAGCCUGUUUGCCCUAAAUUCAUAGCUCCGGCUUGUGGCUUUUCAUGUAUACCGUUUACAUGCAUACAUACUGAUGGAUACAUGUCUGGAAAACACAUAAGACACUCACUUUCUUUCUGCCCAAACUGUGUCUGUAUUGGUUGAUAUUGGAAUCGGAAAUUGAGAGUUGGACAAUAUCGGCAUAUUGGAUAUCGGCAAAAAAGCCAAUAUCGGACAUCCCUAAUAAUAUAACAUAAUCCAUAGCUGUCUUAUUUUGGGGGAAAAUGUCUAAAUUGUUAUAGAAUGAGAACGAAAAGUUCUCGGGCAUUCAAUCGAUCAUAACUGGACUGUUCAAGUUGUCUUAACGUUUUUCCUCCCAUCCGAACAGGCUUUAUCACUUCAGUACUAGUAAAUCUUAAUUUUUGCACUGCAUGCUGACAAGCAGAAAUCGUUCUAACAUUGCAUCUUCUAUGAAUUGGCAUGCAUGCAGUCUCUCCUUGCAUGUCAACAUGCAGCCCACCACCCACCCACCAGGGCCUGCAGUUUUACUGCACAAACUAUUUGCAAUCAGAAUGAAAUAAUCACAACGUAAUGCCUAUCAGACGUUGCUGAACAUCCAAGUCCUCUCAGAUAGUACUGUCUCAUCCAGUGACUGCGCGUCUAGGUAAUUUCAAGUCCCACUUAAUCCUAAUCUCUAAUCCCAUUGGACUAAACAUUCUCCACCAUCUGGCCCUGGCGAGACGAGAAAACGCGCCUGCACGCACUGAAGCCUGCGGGCUCACAUGCGAGCGGCUAAUCAUGAGCAGCCUGUUUGCUGUCAAUAAGAACAAAUUGUGGAAUAAUUCAGUAAAAACACUACUACUAGUGAGAAUUCUGUGAAUAAUACAUGUCAUUUGUCUGUCGACACACCACAUUUGUGUUUAUAUCAGAGUGAAGGACAUCUUUGUCAAACGUGGUUUGCUGCAAGUCUCCUAACUGUCAUUUGUCAGUCUUCCAUUUGUGUGUGUGUGUGUGUUCUCAGACAUCAUUUUCUCAUUUACAGCCUUUUAAACAUUGAUGUGUGUGCGUGUGUGUGUGCUGUCCACCAGGAACACAAUUCGGAAGUUGCGUAACUGAGCGGGAAACACAACACUCUCUCAGGUGUUAGGAGUGCUUUGUCUGUAUGCGUGUGUCCGUCACUGUCUGCCCAUGCAUUAUGGAUCACACCCAACGUCCCCAUGAAGUGUGAUGUAUGCAUCGGAAGCCAAACGCAGGCUAUCAUUUAUUGAUACGUGUGGAGGCAUGAAUGGGGUUCAAUGAGUUCAUGCAGCACUCACAGUCACACACGCGCACGCACACACACAGUGGCCAUAACAGAUAAAAGUGUCAGGACGAUGAGAAGAAGAAAUGUGAUUAGAUGAGAAAAGCCAUUAAGUUUCAUAGGUGCAGUGGACGCAUGGUUGCCUAUAGUCUUUCUUUCGCUCUCUCUCUCUCUCUCUGCUGCAUAUUUCCUGCUUGGUUAUGUAAUGUGGGCCGCUCGGUACUUUUUUCCCCCUCGUCUCCAAAGCCUCACAUGCUUUCCUGUUUUUUCCAGCAACCCAGUGAACUCUCUUACCACACACGCAUACUUAUUAUUUACACUUUAACCUUUUGCUUGUGUUUCUUCUACCUAACCGUGUGUGUGUGCGCGCGUGUGUGUGUGUGUGUGAGAUAGAGAGAGAGAGACAAAAGAGGCAGUGCGUGUCUGGCUUUCUCCUUUGUCGUGGGUGGGUGGGACGCCGGCGUUUUUCCCGCCAGUGCAGUGUUUUGUGGGAGGGGUUUUUGGCCCGGCGCUGAGCGGCAACAAAGAGCCACAGCUUCCCGCCUGAUAUGUAAAUCAAGUCCGAGUGGGCGGUACCGGGAGACUCCCCUUCUGCAGCGCUUAACGCGUUCAUUGCCAGAGUGCAACUAGUAUGCGAGGAAGCGUUUUUGGUUUGAUAUUUGAGCAUUAAAGGUCCCUUGUUGUGCAAAAGUGACUUGUUCAUGAUGAUCUAAAGCAGGGGUGUCCAAACCUUUUCCAGCAAGUGCCACGUACUAAAAAAACGAAAGGAUGCAAGCACCACUUUGAUAUUUUGUAAACCAACACUUUAUGCUCAGACGUUCUGCAUAUUUCAAGAAAAACCUGCAUCUCAGCUUUGUGAUAUAUUUAAAAAAAACAAAACACAACAGUAUUAUUAGUAGAACGUCGCUUGCUGCUGUUUUUAUUUUCAAAUAUUUCCACUUUCUUCUCAAAUAAUCUUUGUAAGUUUUCUUCUCGUAACAUUUGUCUUUAUUCCCAUAAUAUAACUUUUCCCAACCUAAUUUUCCAAAAAUUAAACUUUAGUUUUUGGUUGUGAAAUUAUGACUUUUUUUAAUAAUUUUUUUUUUCUUUAAUAUUUCAACUCCAUGCUACUA
Messenger RNA from Dunckerocampus dactyliophorus (ringed pipefish), 8395 nucleotides. RefSeq names its product tRNA isopentenyltransferase 1 (gene trit1). Gene Ontology annotation, biological process: tRNA modification. The coding region runs from base 23 to 1399 and encodes 458 amino acids. The transcript is spliced from 11 exons. Gene Ontology annotation, cellular component: mitochondrion. The record is from RefSeq and is a predicted model, not a curated record. Lineage: Eukaryota; Metazoa; Chordata; Actinopteri; Syngnathiformes; Syngnathidae. Gene Ontology annotation, molecular function: nucleic acid binding; zinc ion binding; tRNA dimethylallyltransferase activity.